Molecule: messenger RNA, 1050 nt
Organism: Puccinia graminis f. sp. tritici CRL 75-36-700-3
Lineage: Eukaryota; Fungi; Basidiomycota; Pucciniomycetes; Pucciniales; Pucciniaceae
Exons: 8
Coding region: 1-1050 (349 amino acids)
Source: RefSeq, a predicted model, not a curated record
AUGUCAAUUGACAUGAACAAUAUCCUCCAUGGAGAUCUCGAAGAUCCCAACACCAGAUUUGAAGGAGUCAAAGAUGAACCAUCACCUAUCCCAAACGAAGGACGUUCUUCCUCCAACAAGUUUGAACACACUGAUCCCACCUCUCUAUUUGACCCUUUGCCUACCUCUAUCCGCAAUGUUGAGAUGACCGAUGGAUCUGUGUCUCAUCAUGAUGACGACACCAUUGAGGAAGUCUGCGAUAAACUCCAAUCUCAGUUAAAACUCAACCCUCAACAUUUGAAGAUUGCUCUGAUCACAAGCAAGUUUGUCCCAGAAUCAGGAACCGCUGCUGUCAUCUUUGCCAAUGCUGCCUAUCAUCAGCUCGAUGGUCCAAAUACCGGCAUAGCUACCCAACAAACCGCAAAUUUUGUAUUUGAUCAAUCUUUCAGGGAUUUUGUUAGAAAAACAGCUCAAAUUAUACUACUCCUGCCAACACUUGAAGCGUAUUCAAACAACCCCCAUAAGAAUGGGGCCCUCCCCAAAACUCUGUUUUACCGAACACUUAACGCCAUCAAAAAACAGCCCGAUGCCUGGAAAGAGGAGCACCUCCAGCCGAGUUCAAAUCAAGACAUUCCGCAAUCUCCGUCUGCAUAUCGUGAAGCGGUCGGAGAUCUUUUGAAGUAUCAACGCAGCAAUCUACGUGUACUGCUUUUGAGAAACAUCCUCGAGACCAAGAGGAUAUUCAUUACCGAUCAUGUGCCAAACCGUAAGGCCAUGUUAACUUCUAUCUAUGAAGACCUUCCACCCAACGGUGGUAAGAUGACAACUGCCGAGAUUACACACCAAAAGGAUUCGCAAUGGUCGGACAUCGAUGAACGAUUGGCUGUCCUACGAGGUUUGUCGUGUGAAUUCCAGCAACACCAUUUGAUCCUUGUCUUGAACAAAGACUUCCUGCUCUUCUCCCAAAAGAGGAACUAUAAGAGCAUGAAACCCGAAGAAUUCUCUGUGCCCACACUUGAAGAAGUCCAGGACUCUGUCAACACUGGAACUAUCUCCGCUACCCUCAAAUAG